AUGGCAUCCGACAACGCUCUGGAUAACCCCGACUCCUACACAGUCGCCUGGAUCGCUGCUCUUCCCAUCGAGCGGGCCGCUGCGGAAGCGAUGCUCGAUGAGGAACAUGAAGCUCCAACUGGUUUCACUAGACACCAAACUGACACGAACGUUUAUACUUGGGGUCGUGUGGGUCAGCACAACAUCGUCAUUGUCUCUCUUGCCGCUGGAGACUAUGGAACCACUUCGGCUGCGACCACGGCUUCGAGCCUGCUCGCCUCUCUGCCAUCCAUCCGUGUUGGCCUUUUUGUCGGCAUAGGCGGCGGCAUCGCUCGACCGGAUAAAGACCGCGAUAUCCGGCUUGGUGACAUUGUCGUGAGCCGGCCCGAUGGGACAUCAGGCGGCGUCUGCCAGUACGACUUGAUCAAAGCAAAGUCUGGUGACAAACGUGAGCGCAAGGGCUUCCUCGGGCGGCCUCCGACGGUGCUCCUAAAUGCACUUGCCAAAAUCCGGGUCGUUCACGAGCUGGAAGACUCCAUGGUUCCCAGCUUCCUCCAAGAGGUGCUGCAUAAGCGCCCGAAGAUGGGCAAGAGAUCCAAGCAAAAUCCUGGCUAUGCUCACCAGGGCCUCGACAAUGACCGCCUAUUCAAAGCUUCAUGCGACCAUGUCCCCGGGCCGGACUGCCGGGGCUGUGAUACGGCAGGCGAGGUUCAACGUGAUCCUCGUGAUGCUACUGACCCCAAGAUCCACUACGGGAUCAUCGCAUCAGGCAACACGCUUGUCAAAGACGCCGCUGCACGCGAUCGGAUUGUUGCUGACAUCGGCGAGGAUUGCAUCUGCUUUGAGAUGGAAGCGGCCGGCCUGAUGAAUCACUUUCCCUGCCUUGUGAUCCGAGGGAUCUGCGACUACGCCGAUUCCCACAAGAACGAUCGAUGGCAACGCUACGCCUCGGCCACCGCCGCUGCGUAUGCCAAGGAGCUCCUGGCGUACGUGCCGGCUGCGGAGGUCCAGAAGACCAAGAGGGCACUGGAAGUGCUUCAGUCAGUUCAGCAACAGAUCGACGGCUUGCAGCAGACGACAGUUGCAACGAAAGAUGCAACUAAUUCCAUGAGGUCUGACCUUCGUACCGAUAAAAUCAAGCGCUGGCUUUGUCCCCCAGAUCCAUCUACAAACGCCAACAACGCAAGGAAGCUCCGCCAUGAGGGAACAGGCGCGUGGCUCCUUGGAAACCCAGUCUUUCGGGGGUGGUGCUCGGGGUCGCGUCGACAUUUAUGGCUAAAUGGGUUCGCAGGAUGUGGAAAGACGGUUCUCAGCACGACUGUGCUGGAUCAUCUCAUGAAGGGAAACGACCGUCUUAUCCUUAGCUUCUUCUUUGACUUUAGCGACAACACCAAGAAGACCUUGGAUGGCAUGCUGCGGUCGCUUGCUUCCCAACUUUACCAAGGCGGGGCUGGUUCUGCAGGUCUUCUUGACGCCUCACUCCAGGCACAUCAGGAUGGCCGCGACCAACCUGCUACAAAGACCCUCGAGGACAUUGUUUGCAAGAUGCUUGCAGCCCAGAAGAAAGCCUCUAUUAUUCUGGACGCCCUGGACGAGUCAACAACAAGGCGUAAACUUCUCCUGUGGAUAAAGGACAUAGUGUCCAGGCCACAGUUGAGCGAUAUCCAGCUGAUUUGUACCGCUCGGCCUGAAACCGAGUUUAUUCGAGAAAUUCCUUUGCUUAUUGGCGAGGAAAACUGCUUAACCCUCGACAAGGAGUCUGUCAAUGCUGACAUCCGAUCAUACGUCGCAGCACAGCUUUCACAACGACCUGAUUUUCGGAAUAAAUCCUUGUCCCCGGAUCUCCUGGAGAAAAUCCGAAUCAAGGUUGGCGACGGAGCCGACGGGAUGUUCAGGUGGGCGUCCUGUCAAUUGGAGAGCCUGGCUCAAUGUCAGAGCCCGGCGGAUAUUGAGAAAGAUCUCGCAUCUUUGCCGCUGAAUUUAAAAGGGACAUACCAACGCAUGAUUGAGAGCAUACCGACGGAGCUCAAGAAUGACGCGAUACGGCUCCUGCAGUUUCUAGUGCACUUGAAGCGACCUCUUAAACUGGCCGAGGCUAGAGAAGUAAUGGCAACGCAGAUCGCAGAGGAGACUAACCUUGAUUCCGAUGAUUUCGAGACUAUAGUAGGGCUUCUUGGCUCCCUUUUGACAACCCGAGAUGGCAUCAUCAAUUUUGUGCACUGGUCGGUGAAGGAGUUUUUGCUCAAGGAAUAUCAGAUCUUUCCUUCUGAUAUGAAAGAGAUGCAACAAUCGAGUAGAAAGGUCAAAUGGAGCGAACCGUCAGUCGAAAAUGCUAAUAGCAUAGAUCGAACCGAGGCAGCAACUGAAUGGCAGACCUACGACUAUCCACCCUCGAUGACAGAAGUAACAGCCACAAGAAGCUCUGGGUUAUCCCGGGACUUUUGGUCAUCGGCAUAUGCACAGGAUACAGCCAUCGCUUCGACGACGCAUACGUCGGUGGAUGCGGUAGGCAAGGGGAAGGAGCCGGUCUUGGCCGAUACUGAAUCGGUCUAUACCUCCGAUAUUCCUGAAUCUCUGGCAUAUGUGCAGGAGCUAGCGACCAGCUUCUUCAAGGAAUCUGAACUCCCAGACACCGAGUCACUGGACAGGGUAUUCGCCAUUCUUCCUGUCUUGCUCCGAGGAUUCGCCUUGAGGCUCGGCGGAGAGAAACAGGUCUCGGAUCACUUCGAGAUUAUGAAAUUCAUUCACAAGAAACGAAGGGACAUUGCCACGUGCUUUGAAGAGUACUAUUUGAGGGAUAAAGACGACGUUGGAUCGUCACAACAGCGAACUCUGAAUGACAUGUCUUUGGGUGAGAGGCUUGAUAGGUGGCAGGUGGACCCAGCAAUGGACGAUCCAAAUUCCGCAAAACCACCGUCAAUGCCUGACGCGCCGUUCCUGGACGAUGAAAUCAAGCUUAAUGAUGACGAUGAUGGAAAUGAAGGCAAUACGAAUGAUGGUUUUCCGUCGACGUAUCGGAGUAUCGUAAACAGCUCCACUGCGUUUCGCUGGCUCCUCUGUCGCGUACAUCGAGAGACCAUUCUCACAUCGUCCGAGGCCGGUACGAUGCAGGCCAUUGCCACACAAAUCCGCCAGAUAUUGUAUGCUCGACGGGAAAACUGCCUGAUCAGCAGCAAGAGAGGGCCUCCAAUGUGCUCGAUGGUAUUCCAGUCCGAUUGGGAUCCCCUGGCCUUUGUCUGUAAGCAAGAAUACGCCGAGGAAGCAGAAGACGCGGUAGAGGGAGCAAUUGUAAUUGUCCAGGGGGUGAAUAGAGACGCAGAAGCCAUGCCAUGCUCGGAAUACCUGAGCCGCACAUGGCCACUAUUCGGAGAAGACUUCAUGAGAUUGGUGAAACACGUAGUGCGAAGCAUACGAGGCUUGCGGUGUUCGGUGACUCUGUUUGACAAGACGAAACUUACAGCGUGGAUCGAGCCCUCGGGACACUUUUUUUUGGAGGCAACAGGGGUGGCAGAAACUAUCGUCGAAGUUGGAGAAGUGUAUGGAUGGAUGAUUGCAGCCCUUCGGUCAGGUCCGGGUGAUGCAGUCACGUCCGUUAUCCCCGCCCUUGAAUCAGACGCCAACAACUUUGAGCCAACAUUCCGUGUCAAUUUUCGGCUGCAGUUUUCUCACAGUCCUUUGCGUGUCGCAGGUCAGUGCUGGCAAGACCUGUUCAGAAACCCUGCGGUCGUUCUCGGCUACCCUGUAAGACGCCGUCAGCCGGGACAGGAGCCCGGGCUCGAGUCCUCGCUCUACACACUGGCAGCGCUAGUCGGAACGCGACGCAUCGCGGUAUUCUGCGGGAAGAUCUUCCUUAAAGGAUUCUGCACGAUGUUGGUUCCAACAAAAUAUACCGGAGAUACGGUGCACUGGCACGUCUUAUUCAAUGAAGAUGGGUGCCGGAUUCCCUUCACGGAUUUCCGCGUCCGCGAUGUCGUUGGAGAGUUCGACAUCAGCGAACACUUGAUGCUUUCUGGUAUCGAAACUGCGCGUCAUGUUGUUGGCUGGUGCGAAAAGGUGCGGAACUACGCAGGCUCAAAGGAAGCAAAUUACGACAUUGAUAAAUCUGGACUAAGAUGGCCCGAUUCUGGAUUCGCUUUCGAUCGUAUCUCCAUAUCCGCUGGGAAGAUCGUCACUGUUGGCGCCUCGGUGGCGCUUGGCAAGAAGGACAAGCCAGCCCGAGCGGCGAAAAGUUCCGACUACCACAAACAGCUCGAGUGGAUCGAUCAGCGGUUCGUCGUGCUCUUUGAUCCAAAAGACCGCCGUGCCUGGCUCAUCGACGGACUGAGUGCCCUGCUACAUUUCGUCAGGGCGUCUCUAGUCCAUCGCAGAAGACUUGGUCGCGAAGUUCUCUUUGGUGAAGGCGACGUCAAAGAAUCCGACACGCCGCAUACAGGAAAGGCUGCAGCGAAUGAAGUGCUCCGGAAUAGGGCCAAUAUGGACCUCAAGAUAUACGAGAAGUGGAACAGGCUUGUAGAAGAGACAAGCAAAAUGGGAGAAAGGCCCUCAGAAACGACCCAGAAGACGCAGAAGACCUGGGAACAGCUCCCGGAUUUGGUCGGAGACAUUUACACCACUUUGAGCAUGAUUGUCGACAUUCAAACGGAUGUACGCACGGCGGACGGGUUUGGAGCUAAAGUUCGAAUAUCGCCCAGACGACGUCUCGAAGGGUGGGAUUUCCAGCAACUGGCGACUGGAGCUGACCCGUUGUGGCCCAGAGCGACAAUGCUUCAUCAUACCGGAUUGGGAUGGGUUGAUUUGGUAAGAGGUAUCAAUGCCAUCACCUUCUUUGGUGUGGGCUUUGGAGAGAUACUUCAACCUAUCGCGGUCACCAGAGGAGGCAUUAUUUGUGGCGAGGGCGAUGCCGCCGUACCGGGUUCGGCGGGGGAUCCUCGAGGAGAGGCAACUUUAUGCGCGAAAUGGGCCCGAUUACCACGGGGCGAGGACCUCCUCGCGACCACCACCCCGGUCAUCCGGGACAUAAUGGAGAAUUUGUACAGAGACACCGACUACAAUGGGCGCUUCUGGGAAUUGUUUGAGAGCAUAUACUGGCACAACCCAGACAAGAUUUUUGAGAAUUGUGCCUGUGCCGCCGAGAAGACUCAAUGCGAUCGAGUGCAGGUUCUUUUGCCGACACAGUUCCCCAGUCUCUUUGCCCGGAGUUUCCGCAGCCCGCCCAAACCACUUCCCAACCACGGGGCCGUCAUCUUCGGACACAGUGUAAAGUUUCCACUGAUCUGGAAGUCGGAAGCCGGAUCAGUUCCCUCCGAAGGGCAACCGCCAAAGCCUCAGUUGGCGUCCUCGUCGUCCCACCAGAGUGACAGCGGCCUUGGAACGAGUGUUGCAUCGUCGGAUCAAGGGAACUCGUCUAGCCAAGCUCCAAACCAGCGACCGUCUGGCAACGGAUCGACACACGGAGAACCUUCGAGUCUGGCGCCAAGCACCGUGUCAGCCGACACCAGAUCACAUGCAGGCAAGGGCAGCAGAAACGUGUUGGGGCGCCUCCUUAGACAGAUUAGGUCCGGCACCAAACCAAGUGAACACUCUGCGGGAUCCGGUAGCCAAAGCGGAAGUCAGUCGCAGUGGUGA
This is a messenger RNA of Metarhizium robertsii ARSEF 23, 5604 nucleotides long. RefSeq names its product Pfs, NACHT and Ankyrin domain protein. Gene Ontology annotation, biological process: nucleoside metabolic process. The transcript is spliced from 6 exons. Gene Ontology annotation, molecular function: catalytic activity. The record is from RefSeq and is a predicted model, not a curated record. Bases 1 to 5604 code for a protein of 1867 amino acids. Lineage: Eukaryota; Fungi; Ascomycota; Sordariomycetes; Hypocreales; Clavicipitaceae.